Messenger RNA from Alternaria triticimaculans, 630 nucleotides. RefSeq lists its product as uncharacterized. The record is from RefSeq and is a predicted model, not a curated record. Lineage: Eukaryota; Fungi; Ascomycota; Dothideomycetes; Pleosporales; Pleosporaceae. Bases 1 to 630 code for a protein of 209 amino acids. The transcript has 3 exons.
AUGGCUGUUCAUCCCUUCCUGCCCGGCCUUGCCGUCGAGAUUGUCGUCAACGGCGCUUCACUGCCUGAGUACGAUGACAAUAGCGACACUCCCGCUUCGCCGAUGAUGGUCACCAAAUAUGUCGAGGCGACCUCUGGGGCUAACUUUACGAUCGAAGUCUUGCUCAUGGAGGAGUUUCCUUUCCCAAAGGGUCAUCUAGAAGCCGAGAUCAGUCUCGAUGGGCGAGUGUUUAUGUGUGAGCUUAUCAGAGAAGAUCAGUUCUUCAACGACCAUUUGAUGGACGGACGUCACUCUCAAGUUGGUCAAUACCCAAAGACACAGAAGUUCUUCUUCGCCGAUCUGGAAAUAAAUGCUCUCCGCAUCCUGGGUCUUAUCCCACGCGAGCCCACUCCUCCACCUCUGGAAGAGCGACCCGAAGAUGAGCUCACUUCGCAUGAACUACGCCAACUCGUCAAGCAGCUCAAGGAUCGCAAUACAGCUUCGGUCAAGAUCAAGGAAGAAGCCGGUGUCAAGCGCAAGCGAGUCGAUGAAGCUAUCGAGGUGAGCGAUGAGGAGGGCGUAAUGGUUGUUUGGACCGAAAAUCGGAAGCGUCACCGUGGUGCAGAUGGAGAGAUUAUCGUGCUGGACUAG